Messenger RNA from Pseudophryne corroboree (corroboree frog), 1240 nucleotides. Its product is annotated as alcohol dehydrogenase class-3-like. Gene Ontology annotation, cellular component: cytosol. Lineage: Eukaryota; Metazoa; Chordata; Amphibia; Anura; Myobatrachidae. The coding region runs from base 1 to 1152 and encodes 383 amino acids. The record is from RefSeq and is a predicted model, not a curated record. The transcript is spliced from 2 exons. Gene Ontology annotation, molecular function: S-(hydroxymethyl)glutathione dehydrogenase [NAD(P)+] activity; zinc ion binding. Gene Ontology annotation, biological process: formaldehyde catabolic process.
AUGCAGAAGAUAGAUAAGAAUAAAACCACAAAAAGAAAUGGCAUCUUUAAUCUCUCUAGCAAAAUUCUAACAGAGGAAGAAAUUAAAUUACUUGAAAAAUGUAUGAAUUACGCACCUGUAUCCAAACCCAAUCUGUUCAGGUUAUUCGUAGAUCUCAAUAAGUAUAUAUGCACCCUGAGUCGCAAACGUUAUUUCGCAUUGAAGGCCAUUAAAGCAAAUAAAAGUGAGGAAAGGCCUAUUUUACUUGAUCAGGAUGAUGAUAUUACUAUUGAGAUUCUGGAAUCAUUACAGCAGGAAGCUGAUACUGAUUUGGGACCAGAUCAUGAAUUAGAGGUCCAAAUAUACGAUGUGAAGGGAUCAUUUAGAAAAAAAUCGGAUUUUUAUCCGCUUAGCUACAAAGGACCCUUUAUAGAGAGUUUCUAUAAAUCCACACUAGCUAGUUUUAGGAAAAUCUGUGAAGAUUCUGAGAAGAAUCCUUAUGGAGACAACCUGACCCCGGGGGAACGAAUAGCAAUGAAAGCACGAGCUGCUCUGAACACUGCCAAGGUGGAGCCAGGCUCGACAUGUGCAGUGUUUGGCUUAGGAGGGGUUGGCCUGGCGGUUAUCAUGGGAUGCAAAGUAGCUGGAGCUACCCGCAUUAUUGGAAUUGACCUCAACAAGGAAAAAUUUGCAAAGGCCACAGAGUUUGGUGCCACUGAGUGCAUCAAUCCUGCAGAUUACAAAAAGUCCAUUCAGGAGGUGCUGGUUGAAUUGACGGAUGGAGGAGUGGACUAUUCCUUUGAGUGUAUUGGAAAUGUCGGAGUUAUGAGAGCGGCAUUGGAGGCCUGCCAUAAAGGCUGGGGUGUAAGUGUGAUUGUGGGCGUUGCUGCAUCUGGACAGGAAAUCUCAACUCGCCCAUUUCAGCUGGUCACUGAGCGGACUUGGAAAGGAACUGCUUUUGGGGGUUGGAAGAGUGUAGAGAGUGUACCCAAGUUGGUUUCUGAAUACAUGGCCAAGAAAAUUAAGGUUGAUGAAUUUGUGACUUACAAUUUGCCCUUCAGUUCUAUUAAUGAAGCCUUUGAACUGAUGCAUGCUGGGAAGAGCAUUCGUAGUGUUUUGAACUACAAGACGUUUUGGGAAAAAGCUGUACAACCGAGCGCAAUUCGUAGUUGAAACAUAGCAGUCUACAGUAUGGAAAAGUGUUUUCUCCAGCAAAGAAAUCUAGUUUCAAUCUCUCUUAACUGAUUACCUUUAUAUCUGA